AUGACAGGUGAGGGUUUAGAAACAGUCUACGAGUGUAAACAGAUGACAAACAUGGAACGAAAUGUAACUAGUGACUCAAAUUUAAAGUUAUGUAAGGCGUCACCAACAUAGGUUCAGUGAGAAUGUCAUACUACUGUGUAACAUUUUUGUUAGCCUGCGUAGCUGGCGGUAUUGUGUAGUAGUCGAGUGAGAUUUGGCGGCGGAGCCGUUGUAAUAUAUUCGAGUGAGAUUUGACGGCGGAGCCGUCACGAGCGGCGAAGCCGCGAGAAAUACCGCCUGCCAGAGAACCAUGAUUUUUCGAAUGCCGCCCACUUUUGUCACCUUAGCUGAUCCCAAUUAAAUCAGCAAUUUGAAACUUCCGAUUAUUUUCACGCGGGACAGUUUAGAAAUAAGCGUUGACAGGCUAAACACGACUCCUAAGCUCGUGAUAAUGUGAAACGUGACCUUGUGAGUUUAGUUGAACCGAGGUUUUUUUAUUUUCUCAGCUCUCGCGCGAAGGUUACUAGCAUUACACAGUGCAUGUAUCAUUCUAAACUUUGACUAGGCUUAACAUUAAAAGGUCAUGAAGCUGGUUUGUUACAUGCAUACUGAGUAACCAUUUCCUGUGGUUUAUUCUUCUGUAGGUGUUCCUGAUAGGAUUUGAUCUCAGAUGCAGUUGUAAAGUGUUCUAAUUUUCUUUGACCUUUGUUUCUUACGGCUAAAUAAAGACAAUUGCAGCGCUGUGAAGUUUAAAGACGCCAUUUCGGCUAUUUGGUCAUCAAUUAUACUGUUCUAAAGGGGAAACCACAAUCACUUACGUUAGUUUGCCAUCUGCUCCCUUAAUUGGGAAAUAUAUGCGCAGGAUCAUCUAACAUGAUUGACAUAUGUAUGGCCCUCGACCAAUCCGUUUCCCCGCACACUGGUGUGCGGACUAUUCAAAAUACCGGGGUUUUCUGGCAGGCGGUAUUUCAACCGCCUCGUCCCUACUCCCUUUUUUUGGGACACGGCUCCGCCGCCAAAACUUUAAUCUCGAUUCCACACAAUACCGCCAGCUACGCAGGCUACAUUUUUGUUCGGAAAACCGCUUGUCAAAAAUGCCUUUUCUAUUCCUUUUCUCAAAAAAAAUGCUCGGAUUGACCGGAUUGUGAAUCUCAAAAAUUCGAUUUGGAUUUGAUCCGAAGAAUUCACUCAAGGUGUGGAUUUUAUGGAUUCAUGAUCCGUUUUUGGAUUUGCCUAAGAAACGCACCCUGAGUUGAACUGCUUGCAAAAUACAGGCGUUAUUGAGGACGUAUACAAAACAUGGACUCCCGACACCCCUCUGGACCUAAACCAUGGACCUCUCGGUGAACUUGGUCCAUCGACUACCCACGUGGAAAACCCCUAAUUUUUGAUGAUAACUUUUUACCAGAGGUCUAGAUGAAUUUAAGGAACCUUAAAUGGACGAAAUUUUCUCAGUUUAUAGCGGAGCUCUCGCGCGCGAAGCGCGCGCAGCGGAGCACCAUGGGUAAGAAAAUGUGGCAAACUACCCAUCCGAGAAAAUUUGGUAAUCACCUGACCGUACACCGACCGACCGCCCGACCUUCCGUCCACACCACAGGCAUACCAAUGUAAAAUAACUCAAUCAACAGGUAUGGCAACCCAAAUGCAACUCGAGGUUAUUUUGACGGGAAGUCGCGUAGCCACCCGCGUCUUGUUAAGCAGAGACAACUAAAGAGUCAAUGAAGACGAAAAUAGAAAGCGGAAAUUGUCUCCGUAUCCGUGUUGUCUAAAGUAUUAAGCUUAGAUUAAUUGUCAUGCCCACAAAUUUGGAAUAUAGAGCAAGAGAAAUACAGAGAAAAAGAGAAAGUAGGCAGCAGACCAGCGAAGCUCAACGAGAAAAAGGUCGACAGAGAUCUAGAGCGAGAGAUGAAAAACAAAGGAGACAUUUUUUUGUUAGAGGAACAACAUGAAAAUUUUGUAGCGGCGGUAACAAAAUGAGAAAUUCUAGCGGCCACUAAUGCAAGGUGAAAAUGAGCGGCAGUGAAAAUAAAGUGAACAAGAAAACGUACGACAAUUUCUCCAUAAAACGUGUAACUAAGACAUUUCUGGAAGUUUUACGUUGUGGUCGUGCAAAACAACGGCAAAGAAAUGUACAAAAAAAAAAGUGUGCUGCACGUGCAAAGUUGCCUUUUUGCUAAUUAGACCUAUUGUCGUUUUUCACCGUUCUCCGGCGUUACCUUCGCCGCUUAGCAUCGCACGACUUUAUAUUUUGUUUGAGUAAACUAUAGAUAUUAUCGAGAGCAUCGCAUUUAGCCCUGGCUAAAUCUACAUAUUAUUAUCAGGAUUAAAGGCUCUUCAUGUUAUACCCAUGUUCAUUUUUUUUUUUUCCUGAUUGUUCUUUUUUUUUUUUUUCCUGAAUUCCAUACAUGGGUUUGGUUUAGUCUGGACGUCCUUUUAAUAUACUGGCCUCGAAGAUUAUUUUUUACCUUGACUUCGCCUUGUUCCAUAAGCUCGCCAAAAAAUGCCAUCAUGACCUCAUAAUAAGCCAUUAACGCAAAAAUAUCGUCUCAAGUAAUCUGAUUCCCUUUUUACAAAACCAACAACUUAAUUAUUUACUGAUAUCAAUUCUGACAAGCACACAUAAACAGGGCGAAGGAAGAACAAUGAGGAAAUAAGAAAUAUAAUACUUAAACAACUGGAAACAAUUUCUUGUGUCAGUAUUCUUAACGUGCUCCUUAAUUAACAGAUGUAUCGUCAUCAGAACCCGCAGUGAUACCAACAGCAGUUUCCACAACUUCACGAACUUCAACAAACCAGCCUUCUCAACAAGGUGCGUAACUGUCUGCGUCGUUCCUUCAUCUUUUAUUGGACUCGUUCUUGAAUAGAUGAGGAGAAGUGUUACGUCAUGUUACCAUGGUAGCAAAAUGUUUGGAUCACAGCAAUGGGGAGCCUAAGUAACGACCACGGCGACGGCAACAAAAACGGUUAAAAAUCCGUAGGUUUAUGUUAGCAAAACAACAACUUUGCACGUACAUCAAGCUUUUUAGCCAUCGUUACAUGACUGCGAUAUGAAACUUCCUAAUUUCACGAACCCGCUUCAUGUACUAAGUGAACACAAUACAAAAAUUUUCGUUUUCUUUUUUGAAACAAUGCGAAUUCUAUUUUUAAGUGAAUUUUGGGUUUGUUGUCAUCCAAGGAUUUUGCUACCAUGGCAACGUAAGUAGCGACUUCUUAUCUCUAUUUGGUCCUACUUUGGAGCGACAUUGGCGCUGCAACUGAUUCAGACGGGGUACCGAGUGUUGAUCCUAACCUUGAUUUCAUGAGAGCAAGGCCAGAGUCCCAUGCCAUAUUUUUGCGCAAUAAUUGAUAAUUUUAGCCAGAUAGCGAUUCAUUUGAAUCAUUACAUUCGACAUUUUCUUGCUCUUUUAAUGUCUCUAACUUUUCGGAAACAUGGCUCACAAUAUGCGACUGAAGUGCCCGCUAACCAGCCAUUGACAGAACAAGGAAUACAGAAGUAUUCCUGGCACCGUAAAUAAGUAUAUUUUGUAUUCUUAAAGCAAGAUGAGCAAGAUUGUCCUUCUUUACCCGUCAUUUUCCUCCAUUUAAUGUUCUGCGCUUGGCAACUACGUUAAAACGAGCGGAAUUGUUGGAAAGCAAGAAUAUAAAUUUAAAGUAUGUAUAAUGUUUGCCUUAGGUUCGCCACUUGAGAGGAGCGCCGUAUGAAUCACCUGCCUCUCCAGUGUCGUAUAAUGCGACAGACUGUGUUGAGUUUGGCGUUUUUGCCACACUAAAUUAAAACUGCUGUACCAAAUUGAUUCAGACGCGGCCCUUUUGCGGUUAAUUCAUCAGUUAGGUUCGGCACAUGAGAGGAGCGGCGUCUGAACCGAGCCUUGAUUAGCUAUUCGUUAUUCCCCGUGCUCGUAACAUUCAUCAAAUCAGUUUUCAGAAUGAUGAUAAAACGAGGAACGGGAAAUGAGGAACGACCAAAGGGAACGGGAAAAUGAAGAAUGGGAGCAAAACUUAAGUUGAACCCAAGCCCUAUCAGUAAAUUCAUUACCCAUUCUCUUUCUCGUUCUUAUUUUCAUUUUUCCGUUGCCCUUGCUCAUUACCCGUUCCCGGUUCCUUGUUUUAGUAACAUCGGCUAUUAGGAGGGACAAGAGUAGCCCGCAAUCCUAAUCUCCAGGUUGUUAUUACGUAUGCACCACACGUAUCACUGACGCGUAUAGAGCCAUCUUCGUUUUGACUUCCACAAAACGCAGUUUGGACUUCUGUCAUUUGUAAUUGAAUCACACCUGUUUUGAGCAUCUGUCACGUGACUCCUAUACGCAAUGCACGGCGUUGGAGCAAAGCUUUUUGACCUCCGAUCGUUGUCGACCGCACUCCGUAACCUUCGGUUAUUACUAGUUUCAACUAAUGUUAUGUCUUUGGUUUUCCUUUUUCUAUUGUUUCUUAAUUCAGCUUGUCAACAAGAUUGGAUUUGCAACGGGACGUCAUGUUAUAAAUUGGUUAAGUCAUCAAGAUUGAGUUGGGGAAAGGCAAAGGAGGAAUGUGAAAAAUGCAAGGCCGGAUUGGUAAAGGUUGAAUCUCUUGAAGAAAAUGAUUUCAUAAAAACGAAGCUUUUGCCCACCAGAAAUAACGGUAGUUACUGGAUUGGACUUUCAGACUCUGCCAAUGAAAAUGACUGGAUGUGGACGGACGGAACUAAAUUGGAUGGAUACAAAAACUGGGGAGAUAACCAGCCCGACAAUAACAAAAAACAGCAGAAUUGUGUAGCAAUACAAAUAAGAAAAUCCGAUCCAGACCAUUAUGGGAAGUGGCACGAUCGACGAUGCUCUCAGCAAAGGAAAUACAUUUGUGAAAAUCCAUAG
Porites evermanni is the source of this 4826-nucleotide messenger RNA. The record is from the annotation of a GenBank genome assembly. Lineage: Eukaryota; Metazoa; Cnidaria; Anthozoa; Scleractinia; Poritidae.